GCUUGCUUGCGUGUAAUUCUACUUCCUGUUGGAAAUCUCCCUGAGCUGAAACAGGUUCUAUCGACUGUUUAGGAAUCAAGUAAGUAAUAUCAAUAAGUAUGCACAUCUUCCAUACCAUGUCAGUAGCACGCCAAGUACAUCUCAGGCUUAUACACCCCUUCCUCCUCCCCACAUCAACACAGUGGAUGCUGAAGAAACUCGCAAUAGUGUCAUCUCAAGAAAGAUCCCUCACAUCUCACCUGUCAACCUUAAGGGGGCCCUCUCAACAGGUUUCCAGAACAGAGGAACAAAACAGGUGGUGUUUGCAAAGCAGAGAAAACUUUCAGAAGCUGUGGUCUGUGGGUGUGCCUUUAAGAAGCUAUGUGUCCCAAAAGGAUUACUGCUAUCCUGUUGUGGACGAGGACGAGUUGGAGGAGCAGCAUGUCCGGGGUAGUGGGCCGGGGGGACAGGCAGUCAACAAGACAGCCAACUGUGUGGUGCUCAAACACCUGCCGACCGGGAUUGUUGUGAAGAGCCAUGAAUCCCGAUCGCUGGACACCAACAGACGGACAGCCCGGCUGAAACUACGAGACAAACUAGAUCUGCGGAUGAACGGAGAAAACAGCUUCCAGAUGAUGCAGCGCAGGGAGGAGAUGAAGCGAAGAUCACAGAAAAAGAAGAAGACAAAUGAAAGACUCGAAAUGAAGAAAGCGUUUAAGCAAGAAAUAGAAAAGACAAAAGAAGAGUAGCUCAACGUUCACAUCAUAUUGACAAACAAUUUUGAGCCCUUGGGAUUGAAUGUGAACUUGGUCGUUGACAUGUGUGGAUAAUUCAUGGUUUGAAAUAGCAAGCCUAAACAGUAUCAGGUGUUUGUACAUCUGGACAGAGGUUGCGACAUUCCUGCAUGCAUUCCUAGAUCCAAAGAGUGGGAGGUGCAAGGCUGUGCACUUACACCCCACUUUAUAGCAUGACAAACCUGAAAACAUAUAAAAAAAACAAUUGACUAAA
This is a messenger RNA of Haliotis rufescens (red abalone), 987 nucleotides long. Its product is annotated as mitochondrial translation release factor in rescue-like. Bases 99 to 728 code for a protein of 209 amino acids. The transcript is spliced from 3 exons. Gene Ontology annotation, molecular function: translation release factor activity. The record is from RefSeq and is a predicted model, not a curated record. Gene Ontology annotation, biological process: translational termination. Gene Ontology annotation, cellular component: mitochondrion. Lineage: Eukaryota; Metazoa; Mollusca; Gastropoda; Lepetellida; Haliotidae.